Messenger RNA from Monascus purpureus, 1991 nucleotides. NCBI's taxonomy places the organism in Eukaryota, Fungi, Ascomycota, Eurotiomycetes, Eurotiales, Aspergillaceae. The record is from the annotation of a GenBank genome assembly.
CCAUCUGUCGAGUGGAGAUAGACUCGCGAUCGUCCCACCGUCAGUGGAUUCAUCUGCCGCAGACCCGCCACCGCCAGGGUAGAAUAUUGGAAACUCUGCCUCAAGACGUAUGCCGUAAGGGCUUGCUAGACAUUAGGAAAAGCUUCCGAGGUUAUCUGAGCCAGUUCUGUACUAUGCCCCCGCCCAGAUCGCACAAUAAUACUGCGCCUGCGUCCGUCCACCAGCUGGGCUCACCCGUUCCAAAUUCAGCAGCAGUUCGUCCCAGUCGCGCAGAAGAUGGAGACGUCCACGACGCCAAUGUGAAUUUCCUGCGGACUAAUGUACGCUCGCCUCGUGACUCCUCUUUGGGCCGACAGAGUUACCGACCACAGAGAUCUCUGGCAAACAAUGAAGACGAUCGCAUGGAUUUGGACGAUCCCUGGGGAAUGGGCAUGACUACCGGGACGAGUAGCCGUAUUCACUGGGUCAAUCGCCAGCGGGACGAGUUGAGCAGCUUACCGAAUUACGAAGGCCGUCUUCCUGAUUUAUCGUCUCUCUACGGCUGGGCACCUUCACCUGGCGACGAUGACCUGGCAGUUGAGCUUCUCCAGGAAUGGUUUAGGAGCGACACGGAAUCUACGCGCAGUGGGACUCUACGACGUGAUGCUAGACGCGAUGCUAGCAAUCGAAUUUCCCAACAGCGGCCUACAGAUGACAGCUAUAGCCACCGCAUGAACGACGGUUUUAUCCCAAACGAAAUCUUACUGCAGUCUAUGAGGCGUCCCGUGAGAUUCUCCAGAACGCGCACGCUCCACAACUACCUCCUUGAACGGGAUCGGGAACGGGACAGGGAAUCUGAGGACAGAGACCGUCCUGCAGCGGCAACUUCGAGGGCAUAUCGAUAUCUGCCGGCUAGCCGAAGUGAAUCUCGCGUCUCCAGUCACAGUGAUCUGAGGUCCCGGAUAAACGCCCAUCGACGAUCCUUCCUCGAUCAUCCCCCAAGCCCACGUCUAAAGGAGACGAUCAAAUACCUCGAGCGCCUGCGCUAUUCGACUACAUACGAAGAGAGCCUCACGGCGGCCACCAGUGGAUUUAUUCAAUUGGAUUAUCUUGCUUGCAAUCAGGAUGAUUUCGUUCUGGAUACGGCCUCGAUAGCGCCUCCCACUGAAUGUUCCUGGCUCCGGCCUGGGAUAGUGUUUUCCGGGUCGCAACGCGCAGCUCGCAGCGGGCAUCCGAUGUAUUUGCAUCGUCCACCCUCUUCCAACGAACCAGUGAUUGUCAAUGGCGGCGAGACGGGUCGAGUACAAGUACGUAUCUCUCCUGGACGCCGACACUUACCGCAGAAUCUUUACCGUCUUGGAGAUAACAAGGAAGAAAAUUGGCCGGUCAAGGUCACCAUUCACAGUGUCAACUACGAUGACAUGACUCUUUCCGGGACAAUGGAGGCGUGCAACAUCCCCGAUAAGACAUCGUCUACUCCAGGCACUCAUAUCAUUACGUUCCUCGAGGGCGAAAUAAUCGAUUUUAACAGAUUCACACUGGAGACUGGCAAGUUCCGGGCCGAUGCCGAGACGGACAGCACUUAUUGGCGAGAGCUUCAGCCUUUCAGGGACCUGACGGACGACGAAAUUGUUAAGAGUCUGGUGAGUAAAAGGUGGAUCGCAGAAGAAUUGUCCAAGCGGUGGCUCCUCAUGCGCUGGAAAGAAAAAUGCUUCGUCACGCCACCGAGAGACUCCCAGUCUCGCCAGAUCCUCACAAUCUCCGGGUUUUAUUACAUCUGUCUCAACCGGGACAAUGGCCACAUCGAUGGUCUCUAUUAUGAUCCUGGCAGCUCGCCGUAUCAGCAGCUAUCACUGGAUCCUCAGACUCCAAAGAUGGUAUGCCCGUCUUACAAGUUUCGGUAGGCCGCUGUGCGGUUUCACCGACAAUCACCUGCGGAAUCCAAAAACAAUGGAUGCGUCUUUUAAAUCUGGCCAUUUGACGGACGCGAUGCGAUGAUCCUGAUCUGUUGA